AAAUUAAGCCGAGUUAACUCAAUUAGCGGAUUACGUUCGGACCAAAAAUUCUAACGUUAACCUUCUAGGAAUCUGCACAUUGUCGUUCCAACUUCCUAAACUGUCAACUUGGAGCUACUACUGCUGCAUACACAAUUAAAAAUAAAAAAAUAAUUCACUAACUGUUCCUGUCUCUGGAGUCAAAAGAUUACCAGCUUCUCUUCAAUUUCCAAUCCAUGAACCAAAAUCAACAAACCCUAGCUUUUCAAUGUCCCUCUGUAACUCUCUCAUAAUUCUCUUCAAAUUAUUCCUAUGUCUCUCCCUAGCCCCAAUUUCACACGCCCAGCCGCCGGCCGUCGCCUCCUGCCCGCUCAACUUCACAAUCCUCAGCGACCUAAUCACCGACUCCAAACCCGCUAACAUCGGACCCAAUCAAGAGUGUCAGUACAUCAAAAAUGGUUUACGACUCGUCGAGUCCCACUACCUCCAGCAGACAAACUCGUUCUUACCUCCACUCAACUCAGCCGAGUCAUGCUGGCGAGUUUAUCAAAAUUUAGUCGACCGUUAUAUCGCUAACUUCGAUGUUCGGUCCUCUUGCGGUUAUAACACCAGCUGGAUCUCUCAAGGGUGCAUGAAUAUCACUACAAGAUCACAAUUCGAAGCAUUAAUUCCGAAUUCUUCGUUAAACGACGUCGCUCGGAGCUGUAAUCAACCAUUAGAGAAUAACUCACCAUGUGCGGCGUGUACUGCAAGCUUGUCGAGGCAGCAGGCGUCGUAUUUGACCGGUAAAUCAGUUGGUAAUUUAUCUGAUUGUUUAGCGUAUCCAGCAAUUUAUGCCGGGGCUUUCUUGAACCGGUUUGGUCCGGCCGAUAGAGGUACUGCUAAGUGUUUGUUCUUGUUAGAUUUUGAAACUAAAACCAAUCGUAAAAAUAAGAAAGUUUUGAUUUUGAUUUUGAUUUUUGUGAUUUUGGGUGUUGGGUUGUUGGUAAUAGUUUGUGGGUAUUGGUUUAUAAGGAGAAAAUAUGGGGGAUUAAGGAAGAUUAAGAGAAAAAGAGAUAAACUUGGUCAAAGAAUCGAGAUGGGUGGUGGGUUAAGUUCCGGUUUAGAGUCGAUUAGUGAGAGUACCAAUUUGGUUAGGUUUAAAUUUGAUGAGAUUAAAGAAGCAACUAGGAAUUUUUCUAGGGAUAAUAUUAUUGGAAGAGGAGGUUAUGGAAAUGUGUAUAAGGGUGUAUUGCCUGAUGGAACUCAAGUUGCUUUUAAAAGGUUUAAGAAUUUAACUGCUGCUGGUGAUUCUAGUUUUGUGCAUGAAGUUGAGGUUAUUGCAAGUGUUAGGCAUGUUAAUCUUGUUGCGUUGAGAGGGUACUGUACCGCCUCGACGCCUUUUGAGGGUCAUCAGAGGGUUAUUGUGUGCGACUUGAUGAAGAACGGAAGUUUAUAUGAUCAUUUGUUUGGUGGUGUGAAGGAAAAGCUUAGUUGGCCGAUCAGGCAAAAGAUUGCCUUAGGGACUGCGAAGGGUUUAGCUUAUUUGCAUUAUGCAGUUCAACCCGGAAUCAUUCAUAGGGAUAUUAAAGCGAGUAAUAUACUUUUGGACGACAAUUUUGAACCGAAGGUGGCGGAUUUUGGACUAGCAAAGUUUACGCCAGAGGGUGCGACGCAUUUGAGUACUAGGGUAGCUGGUACUAUGGGAUAUGUUGCUCCUGAGUAUGCUCUGUACGGGCAAUUGACGGAGAGGAGCGAUGUGUAUAGCUUUGGUGUUGUGCUUCUCGAGCUUUUGAGUGGCAAGAAGGCGCUGGUUAUGACCGAAGAUAGCCAGCCUGCUCUUGUGACCGAUUGGGCUUGGUCAUUGGUUAGGAAAGGGAGGAUUUUAGAUGUUGUUGAAGACGGGAUGCCGGAUUUAAUCCCUGGUGAUGUUGUGGAGAAAUAUAUUUUGGUUGGACUUCUUUGUUCUCAUCCACAGUUACAUGCUCGGCCAACUAUGGAUCAGGUUGUGAAAAUGUUGGAGAUGGAUCAGCCCAUUCCAACUAUUCCGGAACGGCCGAUUCCUCUCGUGGCUGAGAUGGAUGAUAUCGAGAGGUCUGUAAGCAGUUGUGGUGGGUCUGGUCAGCUCUCUACCUCUGGUGGCUACCAGUUAUAUUCAUUCGAAAACAAUCCUGGUACGAGCUUUAAGGAUGAAAGACAUUCAUUCGAAAAUACCUCGGGUUCGAGCUUUAAGGAUGAAAGACUUAGUUCAGACACUAGACCAGUAGAAUUGUUGUAAAUUAUGUAGAUUGAGCAUGGAGGAUCAUUGAACUCUCUCCAAUGGAAUUCAUAAUGCGGCUGGAAUAGCCUACAUGGUCAUCUACUACUGGAUAGUCAGGGCAGUGAUUGAAAAACCGGACCGGAUUGGCCGGUUGAACUGAGAACUGGUUGGCUGUCCGGUUCAAUUGACUCUAAAAUUGGAUUCAUAGUCCAACUGAUGUCCACUAAAUCGAAUCAGGGAACUGGAAUGAAUUGGCAAUUGAACCGGUUGAACUGUCAGUUAGAUUAGGUUGUACCGCGUUAGGACCAAAAACUGUGUCCGAAAUAUAUUUUUCAUGUAAAUUUUCUCAACCAGUUCAACCAACAUAUCAACUGGUUGAACCGGACACUGGUAUCUUACUGUUCGGCCAGCGGUUUAAUUUUUAAAACAAUGAUUCUGGCCGUGACAUGCAGGUGGAAGAUUAAAUUGGAUUGAACAUUUAUUAGUUGGUCUCCGUAGAAAUUUUAAUUGAAGGAAUUUUAUGUGCUCGUGGAGCUGGCUUUUAUUGAAUUUUAUGAUGAGAUCAUGAGAAUACAAAGUUGAGUGACCGCCACCCUGCCCUUUGUUCGGUCCCUCUUUGUCAAUAGAAAUAGAUAUACUGCCAUGAAUUAUUAAAUUUUAGGAGUAUUGACAUAUUAAAAUUUAAUUUAUAAUAAUUUUAGCGAUCUAA
Molecule: messenger RNA, 2927 nt
Organism: Mercurialis annua (annual mercury)
Lineage: Eukaryota; Viridiplantae; Streptophyta; Magnoliopsida; Malpighiales; Euphorbiaceae
Product: probable LRR receptor-like serine/threonine-protein kinase RKF3
Exons: 2
Coding region: 248-2236 (662 amino acids)
Biological process (GO): protein phosphorylation
Molecular function (GO): ATP binding; protein kinase activity
Source: RefSeq, a predicted model, not a curated record